AUCACCAUAAGACACCAGAAGACCAACUUGGCUUCUGCAGAUAAAACGCAAACGAGAUUUUUCUGUGAGAUUUUAUUUUAAUAGUUUGUGGAGUGAAACGCAGAUUUGUGGAAAAAUGAAAUCCAUGUUGGCAAUCGACGCGGCCGAGUACAACGCGGCUACAGACAGAAUCAGCAAUGCUCUGGCAACACUGAGAGACGAAAUGAAAUCUCUUCGCCAUCAGGACGUUACGCUCAUGCGCCAGUUCAUCACCAUGAACGAUACCAUCCGCAGUCUCAGCAAGGAUCAAAAGACAGAGCGGACGCGCAAGAAGCGCAUGCGCAACCGGACGCUGGUGGCUCCACCUGUCCUGCCGCAGACGACACUCGUGCGUCAGCAGAGCGUGCCGCGGUACUGUGACGUCAUACCGGAAGUGCGUGAGAGGACGUGGUCAUGCUCAAGCGACGAAUAUUCGGAGAGUUCCCAGGACGAAUCCUUGAGUGACAGCAUGACGUCAUUGGCGGAAGAAACUUCGUCCGAUGACGACGACAGAAUGUCGUCUGCGAUACCCGUCUUCCGACCCAGAGCGCUCGCGCGACAAAGAUCGAGGUCUGACGAGACGCAAACACAGUCUGAGCACGAGUCGUCUGCUGUUGAAAAAGUGCUGCGUCACAAUGUACAGUUGUGGAAAGGGCGGCAAUCCAAUGUAGACAGUGACUCUGUGUUCGAGGACAGCAUCUCGGAAUCAGACGAGAGUUUAUGAGACUUGUAUUGUUGUUGUUGUUAUGUUCAUUAAGUGUCAUUUUCGUUCAUCGACAAAUGAUAAUUGCAUAUAGUUAUCACGCUAAACAAUAGACAGAUUUCGUGUUUGAAUUAUUUCACAACAAGUCUUCAGGAAAACAUAUUUUCUUGUCUUUUUGUGACAUGAUUGGACUGGAAUAUUGGUAAUAUUCCCGGAACCUCUUUCAUUUACUCAUUUUGCAUUUAAACUAACUUCUGUAAAUGUUGUAUGACUGAAUGAGUGUGCUUGCAUUUUUGUUGUUUGUGUAUGUUGUAUUAACAAUGGUUACAAAUAGGCCACAGUAAAAUGAAUAAGUGUAAUAUUAACUAAAGAGUU
Molecule: messenger RNA, 1096 nt
Organism: Dreissena polymorpha
Lineage: Eukaryota; Metazoa; Mollusca; Bivalvia; Myida; Dreissenidae
Exons: 3
Coding region: 116-742 (208 amino acids)
Source: RefSeq, a predicted model, not a curated record